AUGAACAAGAUGGGAAGAAUAAUUGACGUUGUAUGCACUAUCAAAAAAGAGGAUAAUUCUUUGAAAUCUGCAAAUGAAGAUACUUCCGGUAGCUACAAUAAAAAUGAUCAAAUCCCGUUUUAUUUCGUGAAGUGUAAAAUUGAGGAAAACAGUAAAUAUAGAAGGUAUAGUCUCGUUGAAACCCACCUUGAAGGUACUGGUAAAUCAGUUAAGAGUGGAACAAAUGGGGAAAAUCCCCAUUCGGAGAAUGCUGCAGAAGGAAAGGAUAGACGAACUUCCCCUAGGAAUAAGAAAAAAGGCUUAAGAUGGAAGUUGGAUAGAACAAGAAUACCUCAUAAAUCUAUUAACGAAGAGGAAAAUGUCUAUGAUGAUGAGAAACCAAAAUCCUAUGAAACGCUUUUAGAGAAGAUUGAACAAUUAGAGUGUAAUUUUGAUGAUGAUCGUACUGAUGGUAUUACAGAAGACAUAACAUUCCUUGGGAUAACUAUCAAUGAGCUUAAAUCCAGUUUCCGUAAUAAGUCAUCAGAAAUGUAUAGAAAUAGGAACUAUUUUUUAGAAGAGCUUCCCAAAGAAUCACCAUCACACAAAUCGAAUUCAGGAAGUGAAAAUCUUCAGAGAAAAUCUGCCAUCGUAAAUUACAAGAGAAAUUCGGCCGGUGAAGAGAUCCCAGAGAAAUGCAUCAAGCAAAAAUUCUUAGAGAAAACGGCUGCGUAUAACUUUAUCAUCUUACAUGAAACGACUUUAUGUAGUUGUUCCCGCCUAAAGACAAUAUUACAUAGGUUAGGAAUGUGUAUAAGACAGAAGAUAUUAUAG
Molecule: messenger RNA, 813 nt
Organism: Plasmodium inui San Antonio 1
Lineage: Eukaryota; Apicomplexa; Aconoidasida; Haemosporida; Plasmodiidae
Exons: 4
Coding region: 1-813 (270 amino acids)
Source: RefSeq, a predicted model, not a curated record